GAUGACAGCCCACCUCCAUCACCCGGAAACACAAUCACAGUCGCUGUCAUUUGGCAUCGCGCUUCCAACAUGGCGGUGAAUCUCACAGACCUCUCCCUGCCUCAAUUAGAGGGACUGAAAACCCAAUUAGAUCAGGAGAUCGAGUUCUUGACGUCUUCAAUAGGUCAGCUCAAAGUUGUCCAGACGAAAUAUGUUGAAGCAAAAGAUAGUAUGAACGUCCUGAACAAAAACAACAAGGGAAAAGAAUUGCUCGUGCCACUUACCAGCUCUAUGUACGUCCCUGGAACAUUAAAUGACGUGGAACAUGUUUUAGUGGAUGUGGGGACAGGAUACUAUGUUGAAAAGAAUGUGGGAGAGACAAAGGCGUUCUUCAAACGCAAAAUAGACUUCCUUACAAAGCAGAUAGAGAAAAUUCAGCCAGCCCUUCAGGAAAAACAUGCCAUGAAACAAGCUGUGAUUGAAGUAAUGAAUGUGAAGAUCCAGCAACUGCAACAAAGUCAGCAGGCAUCACAGAUGGUUGGGCCCACCAAGGCGUAACAAGAAAACCUGUUUAAACUCUUCAUGAUUUAGGGAAAGGGGGAUUUUUAAGUUUGUGUGCAAGUAACUCACAUCUGUAGGACAAGAAAAUGCCCUCUACUAAUCUAAUGAAGUCAUGUUAAAUACUGAAGAAAAAAAAAAAUUGUUUUUGCUUUCUAUCUGAAAUAAGUGCAUAAACCUUGUCACCAGUAAAUUAUAAGUAGGCUAUUGUUACAGUAAAGCAAUUAUGUGUACUUAGUCAAUUUUAAGUCAAUUUAUUUGGGUGUCCGAUUAGUUUGCGUAAUUAAAGAGGUCGCUGUGCAUUUAAAAAA
Perca fluviatilis (European perch) is the source of this 848-nucleotide messenger RNA. It is a transcript of the gene pfdn5, whose product is annotated as prefoldin 5. The transcript is spliced from 6 exons. Lineage: Eukaryota; Metazoa; Chordata; Actinopteri; Perciformes; Percidae. The coding region runs from base 70 to 537 and encodes 155 amino acids. Gene Ontology annotation, cellular component: prefoldin complex; cytoplasm. Gene Ontology annotation, biological process: regulation of DNA-templated transcription; protein folding. The record is from RefSeq and is a predicted model, not a curated record.